Messenger RNA from Tupaia belangeri chinensis (Chinese tree shrew), 1042 nucleotides. RefSeq lists its product as hypothetical. The coding region runs from base 145 to 963 and encodes 272 amino acids. Lineage: Eukaryota; Metazoa; Chordata; Mammalia; Scandentia; Tupaiidae. The record is from RefSeq and is a predicted model, not a curated record. The transcript is spliced from 2 exons.
GCAGUCUGGAGUGGCGGCAUGAAGGUAUCCGCAGUGGAUCGCAAGAGGAGGUCUAAGUCACCCACCUCCUAGAAGACAGAGCCCAGGUCACCUCCAGACGCUCUCCCAGCUCAGCCACGAAGCUUGAUCCACCCGGCCCGGAGGAUGCCUGGACACCAGGUGAGCCAUGCCAACACCUACAGCCACUUGAGCCAUCCCAGCGGCGUGAACCGAGCUCCAGGCUGGGCCCCAGGUCCCCGCCCGAGCAAGGCUAACAGCUUCAAGCGCCCCCGCGCCCCGAGUGACUCGGAGUCCAGCAGCUGCAGCAGCCACUCUGAGCAGGAGUCGCCCUCCAGCACCACCGGCCUGGCCCUGAGGAAGAUCUGCAUGGGCCGGCCCUACAACUCCAAGUGCGUGGAGACCAGUCACCUGGCGACCCACCCCAGGGUGGCCAGAAAGCCCUCCUGCUGUAGUGGCCCCCACUGCCUGCUCUGUACAGACCGUCCCUCAGGCCCCUCCAGCCCCUCCUUCCUGGACCAACUCAUCAAAGGCAUCAACUACCUGGAUCGAUCCACCAGUGCCUUCUACAACAACUGCCCCAAAACGCUGAGCCUGCCCAGGCUCGCCGCUAACUGCCUGGAACGAGCCGCCAACUCGCUCCACCUGGACCGCAGUUACUCCAGCCCCGGCGCCUGCAUGGCCACGGCUCAGGGCACUACCCCCAGCACUUCCAUGGUGCCAUCCACCAGGGGCCCCCGUGCACUACAGUGCCUAGACAACUCCACCUGCCUGAGCGGCUCACACCAGCCUCACUGCCCGGGCCUGUCUCCCACGCUGCCACAGAGGCCAGGGAUCAAGCUGCCCGAGCUCCCUUUGUUUGGACACGGGCUCUUUUCCUUAGGUCGUCUGCCCAAGUUCUGGGAAGCAAUCCGCUCAGGCUGGACUGCCCCUGAGCCCAUCUCCAAGCCCUCCAACUGGUGGUGACAUCGACAUCCGCUGGGAAAUGGGCACGCGUCCAUCGGGCUGCGGUGUGGACAAUAAAUUCUCUGUGGCAGAAAGCUCC